AUGAAACAGGGCUACGAUUUGGUUGGUAAUGAAGAUGGUGCUGCGGAACCUGAUCAGACUAGUCAGAACACAAGGCUCGUAUCAGAGUGUAAUACUACAGCGAAAUACCUCUUGCAGGUUGUUCAACUCUGUAUAUUUGAUGUUCGCGAGAGUAACCGCCUUGUCGCACGCAUGACUGGCUUAGCCUCAUCACGCAACACAUCAAAUUCUCCCCCAACAGACAUCCAAGAACAGACAGAGAUUAUCCUCUCUCAACAUCUUUCAGAAGGUACUAAAAGAGAUUCGGACAAGAUGCGUAUCUAG
Paracoccidioides lutzii Pb01 is the source of this 303-nucleotide messenger RNA. RefSeq lists its product as hypothetical. The transcript has 2 exons. The record is from RefSeq and is a predicted model, not a curated record. Bases 1 to 303 code for a protein of 100 amino acids.